AUGAUUAAAUUAAUAUCUAGAUUUUGUACUCUUCAAAAAUAUUACCCAACAAAAUAUGUAGCACCAAAUUUAUGGGUGAAUCAAAAUUAUAUUCCAAUAUUUAAGUAAAGAGAAUUGUCUUAGGAAGAGUAAAAAUAGAAUAUAUAUAUACGAAUUGCGAAAUUGGUUCCAAUAACACUUUAUUCUAGUUAUUGGUUAUUUUUUGGAUCUUUAGAUGUCGUUCACAUAUCUGCAUUUUUAGGAUUGUUUGUAUAAUAUUAAUUUUAUGAAAUAGAUAAUAUAUUCUAAGCAAAGAUUCACACAUUUGAAAUAGGAAUCUAAAAAGCCUGAAUACAUUUAUAUGGAUAAAAAUGGUAAGGAUUAUGUUAUAAUUUAUAAAUUAAAUGCAUCUGAACCUAAAAGUAUAUGUGAUGAUUAAUAAUUAAGAGAGAUUUUUAAAUUGAAUGAGAAUUAAGGAUUAUUAAAAUUUAAUGUAAAUGAUUGUAACAUUGUAAAUUCUGCAGUUUAACCAAAAAGUGAUUAUGAGUUUUUUAAUUUAUUUGUUCUUGAGAAUAGUGAAGAAGAAUUUAGUAAAAGACCUCAUAAUAUGUUUGAAAUAGAUAUUAAUAAGAAAUUAAUUUUGAUAAAAUUUUGGCAAAAUGAAUAUAGUGGUAUGAAUGAAUAUUUAAAUGCUUUGAUGAGUAAGAAAUAAAUUAUAAUAAAAUGA
Paramecium sonneborni is the source of this 706-nucleotide messenger RNA. The record is from the annotation of a GenBank genome assembly. NCBI's taxonomy places the organism in Eukaryota, Ciliophora, Oligohymenophorea, Peniculida, Parameciidae.